GAUUUGCAGAAACUUCUGAUCCACAGACAGCUUUUGAAUUAACAUUUAGAUCUUUAAUCCAGAAAAAAGCUUCCGGGGUGAGAUUAUCAAUUAUGGAUGUUUACGGUGCAUUGUUAGCCGCAAAACUUAUGAUUGAAGUAGAUUAUUCAGUGGAUAGCUUAAAAUAUCGGAUUAUAUGA
Messenger RNA from Diversispora eburnea, 179 nucleotides. The record is from the annotation of a GenBank genome assembly. NCBI's taxonomy places the organism in Eukaryota, Fungi, Glomeromycota, Glomeromycetes, Diversisporales, Diversisporaceae.